UCAACUGAGGUCAUCGAAGGGGCUGGGCACAGCAAAGGGCGGCUGCUGGUCUUGGCUGUUCCGCCAGAUGACGAAACAGCUCCGCAGCUGAUUAAUGGAUACAGAUGCCAGAUGUCAACAGCACACACCGAGGGACUCAUUCAAGCCUGUGCUUUUGUGUACCUAAUUGGCGUAUACGUCGUCGAGGACCUUGGAGAGCUUGUAUGCCUUGCCAUCCUGACGAACAAUGAAUGGACUUGGUCGUGCGUGGCUCUCCAUCCAUCCAUCCAUCCAUCCAUCCUUGCCCCACCACCCACCAGUAUUCUCUGCAGUCGUUUGUGAGCCGCCUGCAGGUCUUGACCCUGCUCCGUGAUCCGCUCCUUCACACACAACACAAACACAUGGAGGAGAGGCCUGCAACUUGACGCUGGAUGGGUGGGGUUUGAUGUACACCUGCAGGUCUUGUAUGGUGUCAUUGGCCACCGUGAGCUGGUGCUUGAUCUCCACCAACUUAGUCGCUGCACGACAACGCUCCUGACAGACAGAUGGGGAGAGGGGAAGGACAGAGAGAAGAUUCCAUCAUUCCAUCAUUCUCUCUUGUUUCUCCUCACAGUGUUGAGUGUCUCGGCCACGUUUUCCUCUAUGUUCUGCUGCCGCUGGCCAACACCGUCACCACCACUAUCCUGUCUGCCGUCGGCGGCAACGAGGGAGGCGAAGGGCCCACCACUGAUGAUGCGGCGCCUCACAAGAUCACCGUUCUCAGCACUAAGACCGCCACCCGACCCCUGCACAAGGAUACAUCACACAUGACAGAGUAUACAUACAGCACCAACACUGUUGGCGGCCUUUCUCCUCCCCCCCUCCCUACCUCUGCACCCGACCCCGUCUGUGUGCUAAACGCCCUUCCAGAGGGACUUGCCACCCGACCCACGGGCAUCGCCACGCGCAUGUCCAUGUCCAUGCCGACCCCCAUGCCCAUGCCGAUGGCGUGUGGCGUGUCACUGAUGUGUCCGCGUGUGUGGCUGUAGCCCGAUGCCAAUGGUGGGAGGAUGGGUGGGGACGGGUUGAGCGAGUGCAGCGGGUGGGUCGUCGACAGACGACGAAUCGUCACCUGACCGACGGGAUGGCAUGAGAAAGGAUCGGGGGGAGGAAGGGAGGUAGUGGUGGUUACGUACGUUGACUUUGGCAGCGGUGAUGUCGAGCCGCUCUAUCUCUUUGCCGUUGGACUCGAAGAGACGGAGAGCCUGAAAGAAAACCGCAAGAGUGAAAUCCAUACGUGCAUUCCCGCCCUUCCCGCCCCCUCUCUGCUGGUCGCCUCGCCGCCCUUACGUACCUCCUUUACGUCGACGCGAGCGAUAGGAUCCGGCCCUGCCGUCGGAUCCUCUACUGCGCCAGCUGGACGGUCCACCGCAUACCUGCCAUAUUGCAGCCGCCAUGCAGAUUUCCAUCCAUCCAUCCAUCCAUCCAUCCCCUACCCCCAUCCAUCCCGUCCAUCUCACCUGUAUGUGCGGGUGUCGUCGUUGCCGAAGUCGUUGAGCAGCAGGCACGGGUAGAAGACCUGCCGCUUGAGAGUCCGCUCCCCGUUGUCGAAGUGCCACGCGCUCGGGGCGGUGUACAGGCACAGUGAGAGGACGGUGUCGUCAUCGACCUCGAACCGCUGGUUGGCCCAUGGGAACUCCUUGAUGGGCACCGUCACGGCCUUGUUGUCGCACAGCGUCCCGAAGUACUUGAGCGGCGGGGAGGAGGAUGAAGCGGACGAUGACUCGGAGUCGCCCGUCAGCGGAGUCAGCCCGGUUGGCCUCAUCACCGUCACCGAGAUGCUCAACAUCGUGGAUGGAUCCCUGACCUCAUGAGCUGGGAGGCGGCGAGAGCUAGAUCGAUUCUGCAUGCCGGUGUCCAUCAGCAUUGAAAAACAGCACACGGGCCUUCGAUGCAAUAGACCUGCAUGCUUAAGUGAGGCAGCAACACACAGGCAAACAGCAUCAGCCUUUGCAAUGACUACAUAUUUCUCUCUGAUGCAUCAUGCGUCAUGUCAUGCGCGGUGCACACUUACUUACCGAGCCGAUGCGCACCUCCAGAUCCCUCACAGCCGGCUCAACGGCACCUCCAGAUCCCUCACAGCCGAGCCGCACGCACCCGGCCACUGUCGCAUCCAUCCAUCCACCCGCUCAUCCAUCCGUGCUUGGCACUUGUGUCAGUGAUGGGGAUGGACGAAAGUCAGGACGAGUGGUUCUCGAGAGGCGAUGGUAAUGGUUGGACGGGCUGCAAUCGAUCGGAUGGAAUAGUCAGAGGAAAAGAGGGAGAGGGAGUGAGAUGCGACGCACGGGCCUCACAAUAAACACGAUAAAAAAGUGCACGACGGCCAGCUUCAACUGGCCAAUGAUCGCUCUGGCUUCAAGCUCGCGUCUUUCCUCGGUUGUUUUGGGUGUUGGUAGCUGAUCUUGACUACAACAGAGGCGCCUGGGUCUGUAGCUGUGGAUCAGCAUCAGCACUCAGCCUCUCUCUACGUUCACCUCACUCGCUGGCCACGUCCGGGUGCUGUUGAUCUGACGCACUGAGGUGAGAGAGGGCGGGAGGGAUUCAGAAUGGCAGUGUGCGUGAUGUCUGUGUGGUU
Vitrella brassicaformis is the source of this 2593-nucleotide messenger RNA. The record is from the annotation of a GenBank genome assembly. Lineage: Eukaryota; Vitrellaceae.